Messenger RNA from Miniopterus natalensis, 4746 nucleotides. It is a transcript of the gene JRK, whose product is annotated as Jrk helix-turn-helix protein. The record is from RefSeq and is a predicted model, not a curated record. Gene Ontology annotation, molecular function: DNA binding. Gene Ontology annotation, cellular component: nucleus. Lineage: Eukaryota; Metazoa; Chordata; Mammalia; Chiroptera; Miniopteridae.
GCUGUGGCGCCGGUUCUCGACUCCCGGGGCUCCGCCUGCGGAAGCCGCUAGCCCUGCCCCCGGGAGAAGCCACCUGGGACUUGACUUUUUGUCUUUCCUUUUGGUUUGCCCUUGCCCCAGACGUGGCCCCGGGAUGGGAACGCUUUCCAAACCAGCCUCCGGUCGCCCGGGCGUCUCUCUGCCCCGGGGUCUCUUGGCCUGUGCUCCACGGAGACGGGGCUCUGUACCUACCGGCCUCCCCUGAGGACGCUUCUCAGCCCCCGGCGCCCUCCCUGCAAGAUGUGCACCCCGAUGUUCCUGUUUUUUACCCCCCUCCCCAAUCCUCCUUGCUCCCAAGACUUCAUCUCUUCCUCGUCUCCAGAACACUUCCUUCUGGAAUAUUCCUCUCUGCUAGCUCCCUCUACCCCUACAGACUGUUUUUCCCCUAAAGCCCUCAGGCUCUCUUGUAAGGACAGGGAGGGGUCUACUUGUGGAUGAGGGCUCCCCCCCCCAGCUCUGUCCCCUUUUGCCCUCCCCCAUUCUUUGGGCGGAAGAGGAUAUGUUUAUGUCUCCCAGGGCCCCGUUGGCUUUGGUGGCAGUGCUUCCUUUGAGGUGGCAAGGCUGGGAACCCCGUGAUUUCCCUGCUGUGUCAUGGUACCUUUUGGUUUAAGAAAUUGUUUUAGGAGUAAUAUCUGAAUUCCAUCUUUAAAGGAAAUUUUUGCCUCAUGAGCCAGGUCACCAUGGUUUUCAGCUUUCAUGUUCCCUUGCACACAUCUGCAUGAGGCGUUGUCCAUCUUGAGUGUGGUUCUGGUGCUGAGCUUCCAGGACACCUUUUCUGGCUGUCCCAGCCCUUCCUCUGGGGCCUCAUUUUUUUCCUGGUUUCUAAGCUGGUUUCAUAUUAAACAUUUCCCUAAAAGUGGAUAAUGGCCUCUACUUGCUUCUGUUCCCCACAGGGCCACACAGCACUUUGAGCCCUGGAGAGAGGCACCCUGGCUCCGACAGCGCAGCCCUGGUUAGCUGGAGCCAGCUCCUGGGGCCCCUCUAAUCUGGUCAGUGGUUGAGGGGAGAAGCUGCCACCGUACCACAGAGGCCACAGGCUUCAGUAGUCUGGAGAAGUUUAGGGGGCAGGGUGACUCUGGAGAGAGGUCCAGGAGCCGGCCACGUUAUCAGGAGUGGAAGACGAUGGACAGCUGAGGCUAUAGGUUGCUUGAUCUGGAGGGAGGCAGGGAGGAGGAUCAGCAGACUGGCAGGCGGAAGGGGGAGGGGAGGCGGGAAGGCCUCUAGUGCAGGCACGUGUCCCCUGUCCGCCUGUGUCCACCUUUGGGAUAAGCCACCCUUCACAUGGCCUCCAAGCAGGCUGGUGGGAGGGGUCCGGGGGAGAAGCGCAAGAGGGUAGUCCUGACCCUGAGGGAGAAGAUGGACAUCUGUGCACGCCUGGAGAAGGGGGAGAGCAGGAAGGUGCUUAUGCAGGAGUACAAUGUGGGCAUGUCCACGCUGUACGACAUCAAGGCCCACAAGGCCCGGCUGCUGCGCUUCUUUGCCAGCUCUGAGUCCAACAAGGCCCUGGAGCAGCGGCGCACGCUGCAUACGCCCAAGCUUGAGCACCUGGACCGGGUCCUGUACGAGUGGUUCCUGGGCAAGCGUGCUGAGGGCGUGCCUGUAUCGGGCCCAAUGCUCAUCGAGAAGGCCAAGGACUUCUACGAGCAGAUGCAGUUAACUGAGCCCUGUGUGUUUUCUGGUGGGUGGCUGUGGCGUUUUAAGGCCAGACACGGCAUUAAGAAGCUGGAUGCAUCCAGUGAAAAGCAGGUGGCUGACCACCAAGCAGCGGAGCAGUUCUGUGGGUUUUUCCGGAGCUUGACAGUGGAGCAUGGCCUGACGCCGGAGCAGGUGUACAAUGCUGAUGAGACUGGCCUCUUCUGGCAGUGCUUGCCCAGUCCCACCCAUGAGGGGAGUCUGGUGCCCGGUGGCAGACAAAGCAAGGACAGGCUGACUGUCCUCAUGUGUGCCAAUGCCACAGGCUCCCACAAAAUCAAGCCCUUGGUGAUCGGGAAGUGUAGUGGCUCCCGGGCUUCCAGGGGCAUCCAGCACUUGCCUGUGGCCUACCAGGCUCACGGGAACACUUGGGCAGACAGGGAAGUUUUUUCUGACUGGUUCCAUCAUAUCUUCGCCCCCUCUGUGAGAGAGCACUUCCGAGCCCUGGGUUUGCCUGAAGACAGCAAAGCCAUCCUCCUGCUGGAUAGCUCCCGGGCCCACCCACAGGAGUCCGAGCUGGUGUCUGAGAACAUUUUUACCAUCUUUCUUCCUGCCAGUGUCACCUCCUUAAUUCAACCCAUGGACCAGGGCAUUCGACGAGACUUUAUGAGGAAUUUCAUCAACCCCCCCGUCGCGCUGCAGAGCUUGCACCCAUGCUACAACGUGAGUGAUGCCAUCUGCAGUGUGGCCUGUGCGUGGAAUGCCGUGCCAGGUGCCAUAUUCAGCCGGGCCUGGAGGAAGCUGUGGCCCACGGCUGCAUUGGCCGAAGGCUCACCUGAGGAGGAUGAGCACCUUAGAGCCAAGCCUCAUGACCAGACCUUUGCGCAUGUCCUGGAGCUCGGGCGAGAGGUCAAGUCCCUGCCGAGCAGCAGACUUCACGGGAGUGCAGCUGCUGAACAGGCUGGGCUGGGGCAGGAGGCCAGAGGUGGGUGUCCAGCUGAGGGUCACCCAGAGCAGGCUGAGAAGAAUGGUGGGACUGAGGAUGCCAGGGAGGGUGAGGAGGCUGCCUGGGAGCAGGCUGCUGUGGCCUUUGACGCUGUGCUCCGCUUUGCAGAGAGGCAGCCUUGCUUCACGGUGCAGGAGCUGGGGCAGUUGCGUGCACUGCGCUCUGUGUUCGUGCAGCAGCGGCAGGGGCGGUGGUGGCGCCCGGCCCUAAGGGCUGUGGUCAAGCUCGAAGCCCCCCAGGAGCGUGCGGGUGGCUACGCCACCUUGGCCUGCUCCCCGUCCACUGCAGGCCAAAACUGAUGGUGCCCAGCAGUGUGGCUGCAUGGUGCCCACUGGCGGGAGCUGUCCCAGAAGAGUAGGUGUGCUAAGACGUGUACUGCCCUUCCCAUUCCGUUAACCUGUGUUACCUGUGAUGUCACACGAGCAUGAGGAGAUAUUCUGGAAUGGCCCACCAAACCUAAAACCUCCCAGAGCCUCCCAUGGCCAGAGCCCCGGACUGCGGGCAGUUUCUGGUCUAGUGUUCGCUGGCUGAGCCUUGCUCUGACUGAGCAUAGAGAUGUCUUCCUGUCCCAGAGGAGAAAAGCCAGCACUCUGGCAGUACCUGCUGUCACUUGACAGGCUGGCCGGUCCCAAGACCCACCUCUCCUGGCCCUCAAGGCUCAGUCUGCUGGUCUGUUAGCUAUGCCUGUGUUAGGUAGACCCCAAGGGCAGGCCACCAAGGCUAGGAUUCAGUUUAUGGCCUCAAGUCAGCAAAAUCCCUACUUGUGGCUUUAUAGGCAACUUGUUUGUGUGUCCCCACUUUAGGUGUGAUCUUAUGUAGUUGAAAGAGGCUCCUAAAAGUUCCUCCAUUGUUUCCAGCACCCCCUCCCCCCACCUUGAACCCAGACCCCAAGAUAUGGGCCGCAUGCUAGCUUGAUGUGGUUGAACUGCUUUGCCUAAAGCAAGCAGGAACAUUAGGCCAACCUGCCCAUUGCCCGAUGGGGGACCAUGGGGCCCUGUGCUGCUGCUAGUGUCUUGGCUCAGUCCAGUGGACUGAUGGCUUACGGUCCCACAUUCCCCAGAAUUUCACAUUUCAUGGCCUUCACAUGACCAAAUCUUGAUUAGGCCUUCAGAAAUGAGUCUUAGGUUUGCACAUACGUAACAGAUAGGAAGCAGCAUGCUGCUCAGAUUUCUAGCAAUAGUGGAACUUCUAUUGCAGCUGUUAACACCCUAGUAAUACUUAGGGGACUGCUAGCUGCCUUGGCUGGUGUGGUCAGGUGGGACAUGGAGAACAUGGUGACUCCUGUGUCUCUUGGCUGACUUUGGGCUGUUUCAUUGGUGCUGCCUCGUUGGCCCCAGACCUGCAACCACAAGAGGCUCCGGUGGCACUGCUUAUCCUCUGCACACGAGUCAGGGUACUUUUCUGUAUUCUUCUGUAUUCUUUUGCCCCAGAAUUCCAGCCCCUUCCUGAAGUCAUGUCAUGGCAGCUGAAUGGACACAUAGCUGUCAUCUGUUUGCUGUUUUUCCCUCUGGGAGACCUUGGUUCCCGUGAGUUGAGGGAACUCAAGUGUGUGGUUUGCACUUGGGUUCUCAUGUUUUUACAGCUUCCCAAACGCCAGGGUGACAGCCACGACCGGCAUGGCAUAUGUGACCGUGGAGCGUGUGUCCUGCUUUGAUGCCGUGUGUAAAGGUAGGGAAAGCAGUGUGGUGAUUUAGUGUCUUGCCGGGCCUUUGGGCCUGUUCCGUGCUAUGCUGCUGUCAUCACUUCCUUCACACCCUGUACUUCUGUGUUAUUUGUGUCACUUCUGGACUUGUAUCCCUGUGAGGCGCUGCUUGAGGUGUAACAGGAAGUUAGGUGAGUCAGGCGAGGCUGCCCUCACCGUCAGCAGUAGCCACAUGGAGGCUGACUGACAUGCCCAGUGGCUCUUCACUUUGCUGGGCAGGUGGAGCUGGGGGAAGGCCAGGCAGGUGGGGUUCCUGGCUGGAGCUGGGUCCUCAUUAAGCCAGACCCCAGGCAUGGGCUCAUGUCACACCCUCGCUAUCUGCUCUGUCCUGGCGUAUUGUGGCCAAUCAAUAAACGCUGUCAACAGA